GGCCGCGACAUGCGUUUUUGCUUCGAGUAGGAGGGCACACCGCUGUUGCAUCUGGCUGUUGCGUCGCGCGACUUGCUUAUUCUACAACACCUUCUCACCCGACCAGACCUUGUGGUCGACGCCACCGACCAGCUACACGCCAAGUCUCUAUGCUCGUGUUGCCACCGCUGACUGCAGAAGGGUCGAACUGCGUUGGUGUGCGCCAUGGCGUCCAACGACAUUGGGGCUUUCUUGCUACCCGUCCGCGCGAACGCGCGUGUGGACCGGCUCAGCGACGGUCAACGGCGCGCGUUGCUUCAAAAUCGCGUCCAGGGGCUCGCACUGCUUCACGCCGCAUGGACCAAGCACGCGCGCAACGUUGACGCCCUCCUGCGCGCUGGCAUCAGCCCGGCUGCCACCAGUCACGAUGGUGUGACGGCGCUGCAUGUGGCGGCCACCAACGGGUUCGAAACGAUCGCUCAACGCCUGCUCGGAGCCGAUGCGUCACUCGCGCGUCGGAGCGACCAAAGAGGCUGUUUGCCACUGCACCUUGCGGCGGCCAACGGACACACCGACAUCGUCGAUCGACUGCUGAGAAAUGAAGGCGACAGCGGGCUCAAUUGCACCAACCAUGGUGGUGAAGUGCCCCUUUUCGUCGCGGCCAGAGCGGGUCACGACACAGUCGUUGCGCGCUUGCUCCAAGCCAACGCCAAGACCAAAACCAUCACCACCGACGGGUCCACGCUCCUGCAUGCUGCUGCGCUGGGUGGCAACACCAUUGUCCUCUCUCAGCUCUCUCAGUUCUUUACAUCUGUCGACCUCGGUCAAACGCCGUUGCAUGUAGCUGCCAAGGGAGGUCAAGACGCGGCAGUCCAGUACCUCUUGGAGGUCCACGCAAAUGUGUUUGCGAGAACCGAGGACGGUGCGACGUCGUUGAUGCUAGCGGCGUCGGCGACGAUCGCUGCAGCUCUACGCGGUGCCGAAGCCAACGCCCGGGCUUGGACCGUUGUGUGAUACCUUUUUCUUUCAUCUUUAAAAUGUCGCUGCGGUGAGAAUACAAUGGUAGGUUGAGGAGGGUUAACGAUCAGAUGAUACUGGCCUUUGCAGCGCUCUACUGGCAAAGCGUCAAUGUUGACGUGGGCUAGAAGUGGACCAUGUCCC
Messenger RNA from Saprolegnia diclina VS20, 1140 nucleotides. RefSeq lists its product as hypothetical. The coding region runs from base 205 to 993 and encodes 262 amino acids. Lineage: Eukaryota; Oomycota; Saprolegniomycetes; Saprolegniales; Saprolegniaceae. The record is from RefSeq and is a predicted model, not a curated record. Gene Ontology annotation, molecular function: protein binding. The transcript is spliced from 8 exons.